CACCCUAUUUAUAUUUUAUUUGGACGCUUCUCCAGUCUGCAGAGCCGGAGCUGAGGCUGGAGAGAGAGGAAGGACGCACAAUGCAGAAACCUGAUUUAACUCCGGAGGAUUAUGCCGACAUGCUCGACAAUGUCCCGGAAGGCGUAUUCUACAGGUUCCCGCUGUGCUUAGUUAAUGGAGUGCCGCUGAUGAAACCUAUUGCGGAGCAAUGGGAGGGCGUUGAAAAAUUCCUAGCCAGACCAGACGAUGUGCUCAUAGCGACUUAUCCCAAGGCAGGCACUACAUGGAUGCAAGAGAUUGUGGACUCCAUAAUGAACAAUGGUGAAUUAGAGAAGAUCAAGCGUGCGCCCACCCAUGUACGUUCUCCAUUUCUGGAGAUCUGCUCUCCGCCACCCGUUCCUUCCGGCGUAGCCAUCUUGAAUAAUACUCCAUCCCCGAGGCUGGUAAAAACCCAUCUGCCCUUCGAGCUGGUGCCGGAAUCUUUUUGGGAGCAUAAGUGUAAAACAAUUUACGUUGCUCGGAACGCAAAGGACAACGCGGUGUCAUAUUAUUUCUUUGAUCUGAUGAAUAAAUCUCAGCCUGACCCUGGGACCUGGGAUCAGUACGUGGAAAAGUUUCUAACGGGUGAAAUUGCCUGGGGAAACUGGUUUGAUCACGUGAUUGGCUGGUGGAACGCCAAAGACAAGCACGACAUCCUCUAUGUGUUCUAUGAAGAUAUGAAGGAGGACCCAAAACGAGAGAUUCGAAAGGUGACUGAGUUCCUAGGGAAGAACCUCUCAGAAGAUGUGUUGGAUACAAUUUGCCACCACACCAGUUUCAAAGCCAUGAAGGAAAACCCAAUGGCAAAUUAUUCCACCGUUCCCAAUAUGCUGCUGGACCAGAACCUCUCGCCCUUCAUGAGGAAAGGUGAAGUUGCAGACUGGAUGAAUUAUUUCACCGAAUCCCAGAAUAAAAUGUUCGACGUGGAAUAUGAGAAGAGAAUGAAAGGGACAGACCUGAAAUUCCGCACCGCCAUCUGAAGUCUGGGGAUGACAUGGAAAACUGUUCUUGUGUAAACACAAUUGGACAAUAAGGCCUACAGACCUGCAUGAGGCCACCGUCCUGUGAGGACUGAUGGAAUACUCAAUCAUUUUGUGGGUUUGGACCAAGAAGUGAUGAAUGGCAGAUCUCAGGUGUUGGGUGGUGGGUACAGGGUGCCUUGGAUUGGUUUGGGUCUCUGAAGAGAGCUGGUGUUUGUAAAUCUGUAUAGGGAGGCCUAAAUUGUGUUGGUAAGAAUCAGGAAAAAGUAUAUAGACUUAGUAACACCUUGCUAUAUAUCUAAUAAAAUUAUCCCACUAAACCAUA
Molecule: messenger RNA, 1344 nt
Organism: Rana temporaria (common frog)
Lineage: Eukaryota; Metazoa; Chordata; Amphibia; Anura; Ranidae
Product: sulfotransferase family cytosolic 1B member 1-like
Exons: 8
Coding region: 81-1019 (312 amino acids)
Biological process (GO): sulfation
Cellular component (GO): cytoplasm
Molecular function (GO): sulfotransferase activity
Source: RefSeq, a predicted model, not a curated record